Messenger RNA from Lagopus muta (rock ptarmigan), 3036 nucleotides. RefSeq lists its product as uncharacterized. The coding region runs from base 953 to 2110 and encodes 385 amino acids. Lineage: Eukaryota; Metazoa; Chordata; Aves; Galliformes; Phasianidae. The record is from RefSeq and is a predicted model, not a curated record. The transcript has 3 exons.
UCAUUGAAAUCUUCAAGCUAUUUUUGAAGGGAUACUUUUCCUUCACAGCUGUUAACACUCGUUCCCAGAGGGAGGCAGCCUCAUCCGAACAUCGACUAAUUCCUCUAUCAAUAGCUGGAUCUCUGGCAAUGGCGCCUAGUUGGCGAGCUUCAUUACCAUCCAGAGACAAGCUAUGGGCCCCACUGUCCCAACAGCGAACCAACCAGGAAACAAUACUUUCAUUCAGGCGCCGUGUGAACUCCUUUCUUGAACCUUGGAUUUCAGUCAUCUUUAGAGGCCGGCGAGUAGUAAUAGAGACUUCCUCUUCAUCACUCUCUUCUGCAUGUCUCUUAGUUUUCGCUUUUGACUUUCGCGAUGGUGGUGGUUCUGAGGAGGGCCCCUCGCCUGGAUCUUCCUCCUCCUCCUCCUCUUCUUCUCUUUUUCGUUCAAGACGCGAAGACACUCGUUUCCAUUUCUUGCCCUCCACAGGAGCAACUGGUAUUGUUACUGGUGUCUCCCGUGAUUGAUUAGAUUUGACUUGGGGAUUUUCCCCUUUGGCUUGAACCUCAGCUCGGAAACUCUCUCUCUCCAGAAUGGUAUUAUAUAGGGCACGGUAAGCACAAGCCAAACCCCAAAUAAGUUGUACCUCCUUAGAUUUAUGUAAGCCGCAUAGUCCCUGACUCAAAUACUGGCUUAGUUUCUCAGGAUCCCACAGUGUCAUGGGAUUUUACUCUUGAACACCUGUGGGAUCCUGAGAAACUAAGCCAGUAUUUGAGUCAGGGACUAUGCGGCUUACAUAAAUCUAAGGAGGUACAACUUAUUUGGGGUUUGGCUUGUGCUUACCGUGCCCUAUAUAAUACCAUUCUGGAGAGAGAGAGUUUCCGAGCUGAGGUUCAAGCCAAAGGGGAAAAUCCCCAAGUCAAAUCUAAUCAAUCACAGGAGACACCAGUAACAAUACCAGUUGCUCCUGUGGAUGGCAAGAAAUGGAAACGAGUGUCUUGAACGAAAAAGAGAAGAAGAGGAGGAGGAGGAGAAGGAAGAUCCAGGCGAGGGGCCCUCCUCAGAACCACCACCAUCGCAAAAGGCAAAAGGGAAAAUUAAGAGACAUGCAGAAGAGAGUGAUGAAGAGGAAGUCUCUAUUACUACUCGCCGGCCUCUAAAGGUGACUGAAAUCCAAGGUUCAAGAAAGGAGUUUACACGGCGCCCGAAUGAAACUCUUGAUUCCUGGUUGGUUCGCUGUUGGGACAGUGAGGCCCAUAGCCUGUCUCUGGAUGGUAAUGAAGCUCGCCAACUAGGUGCCAUUGCCAGAGAUCCAGCUAUUGAUAGAGGAAUUAGUCGAGUUUCGGAUGAGGCUGCCUCCCUCUGGGAACGAGUGUUAACACCCGUGAAGAAAAAGUAUCCCUUCAAAAAUGGCUUGAAGAUUGCGAUGAAGAAAUGGGAUACAGUUGAAAAGGGUAUCCAGUAUUUGAGGGAAAUAGGCGUGGUGGAAAUGUUGUAUGACCCUAACUUUGUUCCUAACCACCCACAACAAAACCGCGACCCUGAAAAAGUGAGGACAACGCCUGAGAUAUGGCAAAAAAUCGUGACAACAGCGCCAGACAAAUAUGCCGCUACACUAACGUCAGCAUGUGACAGAUACCAGGAACAACAGAGAACACCCUUAAUUUAUGAAUUAAUUGUUACGCUCCAAAACUACGAACAAUUGCUGUCCCCAAUUCAUGCUGCCGUGGCUACUAUAUCAAAAAUGACGGAGCAAGUGUCUCAACUGAUUAACCGUGACAAGCCUGUAGCAGUAUCAGAGACGCUUGAUGAAGAUCAGGAUAAUCAAAAGAGUCUAAUGAAGGAGAUGAAGGAGAUGAAGGAGAUGAUGCGAGCCCACCUAACUAUAGACGAUGAACAUUCCUUCUCACAUGCACCAUCAAAGAUCUCAGCUGUUAGAGGCAGACGCUCUCCGGCUCAAGUAAGGGAUAAUACACUGCGAAUUACCUUAUGGUAUUACCUACGUGACCAUGGAGAAGACAUGAGGAAGUGGCACGGUCAACCUACUCCUGUACUACGAGCCCGGGUGAGAGAAUUACAAGGCAGAUCAACCACCAGUGCAGUUGCUUCAGUUACCACAGGUAAUGAAUAGAGCAGCCAAGGCCCUCAGUCGGGGGGGGAAAGGGAUAAUAGAGUAUAUUGGACUGUGUGGAUUCGAUGGCCUGGCACAUCAGAACCACUGAAAUAUAAAGCCCUGGUGGACACUGGUGCACAGUGCACUCUGAUGCCCUCGAGUCAUGAAGGGACAGAAUCAAUCCAUAUUUCUAUAGUAACCGGGGGCUCUCAAGAAUUGACUGUGUUGGAGGCUGAGAUAAGCCUCACUGGUAAGGACUGGCAAAAACAUCCUAUUGUGAUGGGCCCAGGGGCUCCAUGUAUACUAGGUAUUGAUUAUCUCAGAAGGGGGCAUUUUAAGGAUCCUAAGGGGUAUCGAUGGGCCUUUGGAAUAGCUGCUGUGGACACAGACAACAUUAAGCAGUUGUCUGUUUUGCCUGGCCUGUCAGGAGAUCCGUCUGUUGUGGGGCUGCUGCGAGUAAAAGAGCAACAGGUACCGAUUGCUACAAAAACGGUGCACAGGCGGCAGUACCGCACCAACAGGGAUUCUUUGCUCCCCAUUCAUAAGUUGAUUUGUCAACUAGAGAGCCAGGGAGUGAUCAGCAAAACUCACUCGCCUUUUAACAGCCCCAUAUGGCCAGUGCGUAAAGCCAGUGGAGAAUGGAGGCUGACGGUGGACUACCGUGGCCUGAAUGAAGUCACACCCCCACUGAGUGCUGCUGUGCCGGACAUGUUAGAACUCCAGUAUGAACUGGAGUCAAAAGCGGCCAAAUGGUAUGCCACCAUUGACAUUGCUAAUGCCUUCUUUUCCAUUCCUUUGGCCAAAGAAUGUAAGCCACAGUUUGCUUUCACAUGGAGGGGCAUUCAGUAUACCUGGAACCGUUUGCCCCAGGGGUGGAAACACAGCCCGACCAUUUGCCAUGGGUUGAUCCAAACUGUAUUGGAACAGGGCAGUGCUCCUGAGCA